Molecule: messenger RNA, 3089 nt
Organism: Polistes dominula (European paper wasp)
Lineage: Eukaryota; Metazoa; Arthropoda; Insecta; Hymenoptera; Vespidae
Product: zinc transporter foi
Biological process (GO): intracellular monoatomic cation homeostasis; zinc ion import across plasma membrane
Cellular component (GO): plasma membrane
Molecular function (GO): zinc ion transmembrane transporter activity; monoatomic cation:bicarbonate symporter activity
Source: RefSeq, a predicted model, not a curated record
CGUUAGCUUUGCGCGUGUUACGGAAAGGGUGCGUGUCGAUCACGAUUAACAUAUGCUAUAUCGUAGCGGGAAUUUUGUCUCCAGCCUAAGAAGGAUAGUUGAGGUAAACUUAAACGAUAAAUUAAUCAAACGAUAAAGACAAGUAACAGACAUAUUUUCUUUUCAAUUAAUACCUUAAGCAAAGUGAUUAUAUUUGUGCGCGCGACUCCAGUUUAAUGAAGAUACUAGUAGUAGUAUUAGUAGUAGUUGUAGUAACAGUAGUAGUGUACUAAAAGUAAUAAUAGUAUUAGUGUAGUGUAGUGUAGUAAUAGUAGAGAAUUAAAAUGUCGAUGCCGGUACCGGUAUUUUAUCGAGCUUUAUUCGAACAACAAGGAUAAAAAGAGAUGGCAAUAGUGCGCUCGCGCGACUCUUCUCCUCUCUUUUCACUUAAUCUUUCCAUGCGCCUUUUUUGACAGCUAAAAAUACUAUUUUUGAUGAACCAACCAACCAACCAACCAACCAUCCGACCGACCGACCGAACCGAACUUUCCUUCGAACUCAGCGACUAUUUCGAAUAUCUUUGAAGAUACUUCAACAUGUCUCAUCACUUUGUUACUGUAUGCGUAGUAUGUGUUUUAUGUGCUGCACAUAUUCCAUGCUCUGCACAUACAGUUUUUCAAAUAACAGAUGCAACAACAACAACAACAACAACAACAUUAUCAUCCCAUGACAUUAUUAAUUAUGAUAAUAUAACUACUAAUUCAACAAGUCAAUCGUCAAUAUCUGAAUCAAGAUCUAAACAAUUGUUACAACUUAAGGAUUAUUUUAAGAUAAGACAUAAUAAUACGUCAGAUAGAAAGAAGGACAACGUUAAAAGGUCCAUUAAUACUCAAGAAAUGAAUGGAAUGAAUAAAACUAUGUCGAUAAUUGAUAAUAAAUCUUAUUCCGAAAAGAAAGUUUUGAUUAAGAGGAAGAUUGUUAAAAGUAAUAAUAAUAAUAAUAAUGAAGAAGAAGAAGAAGAAGAAAUGCAUAAGAGUGAUGAUGAUGAUGAUGUUGUUGUCAAUGUAUUAUCGAACAAUCAUUUGGAAAUUAUGGAAAGACUUGGUCAAAUUCAACCAAUUCGUCAAAAACAUGGAUCAUCAUCCUCCAUGUAUUUGAAUAAUGAUGAUCAUAGCAAAGAUUCAUCAUCUAGGAUACGAAAAAAAAGGAAUACAGAUGUGAUUGGGAAGAAUCACAUGAAGAAAAUCUUUGAGGCCUAUGGUGAUGGUCAUGAUAUUAAAAUGGAGGGUUUUGAAAUGAUGUUAAAAAAAUUAGGUUUAUUAACACUUUUGAUUGAUUCUACAAAAUUAGAUGAUGAUCAUAAUGUGGACAUCAAUCAGUCGGAUAAUCAAUUGGAUAGUAAAGCUUUACGACAUAAUAAUGGCCUACAAGAUAAAAGUGGAAUUAAUAAAGAACGGUGCUUAAACAGUAAAGAAUUGCUAAAUAUGGUUGCACAAGGUAUCCCAUAUAAUUCAAAAAACAAUGACACGACAAUACCAAGCUGGCUUUUUGAACGUGUUUGUCCAGUUCUCCUUUAUCAGUUGUUAGGAGAAUCAAGUUCAGAAAGAACUGGAUGUAUUCGAGUACCACAAAGUUAUAAAACUGUUAUGGAUGAUACUGAUUAUCAUUCAGAAGAUUUAAAUCGUAACAUGUUUCAAGUGUGGUUGUACUCAACAAUUAGCAUUUUAGUUAUAAGUCUUUGUGGUUUGCUUGGUGUAGCAGUAAUACCAGUAAUGGGAAAAGUUUACUAUCAUCAAUUAUUACAAUUCUUAGUUGCCCUAGCUGUAGGAACAUUGUGUGGUGAUGCACUUAUACAUUUAUUACCACACGCAAUGAUGUCACCAAUGUCACAUAAUCAUGAGCAUGGUCAUGAUAAUGAAAAUAAUCUUGUAUUAAAUCACGAAGAACAACAUAAUUUAAAUAUGUGGAAAGGUUUUACAGCUAUGAUUGGUCUAGUGUUGUUCUUUUUCACUGAAAAAGCUUUAACAGUUUUAGCAGAAUGGAGAAAACAUCGUCAACGUCGUAACAAAUUACCAUCACGUGUGAGAGUCAAGAGAGAAUCCGAUGGUCCUAACAGUAAUGCUGUUGGAGAAAAACUUUGUAAACAUAAAUAUUCCUCGUAUCCAUAUUGUUAUGGAGAAAUUACAGCAGAAACACAAGAUAAUCAUCAUAAUCGACAAAACAAGGAAGAUAAACCACCAGCCAUUGAAGAGGAAAAACCAUUAACAGAAAAUUGUAAUUCUGUAUCAAAAAUGAUGACAACUGAUGCAGAGAAAAAAACAACUGACGAUUGGAGAUUGGAUGAUUCCAUUGUAAAUAAUGCAAAAAAGAAUGCUGCUGAUGGUGCUGAUAUACCAUUAAACGAAUCUGAAAGUUAUACAGUUAUUAUACGCGAGCAUGAGACCAAACAUCAUGGUCAUACACACUCGCAUGGUCAUGUACACUCUGCACCAGAAUCAAUGUCAAGUGUAGCUUGGAUGGUUGUAAUGGGUGAUGGCCUACAUAAUUUUACAGAUGGCAUGGCCAUUGGUGCAGCUUUUGCAGCUAAUAUUGCUGGUGGAUUUUCUACAGCUAUUGCUGUUUUUUGUCAUGAAUUACCUCACGAGUUAGGUGAUUUUGCAGUAUUGUUAAAGGCAGGUAUGAGUGCUAAACAAGCAGUCUUUUAUAAUCUUUUGUCAUCGGUGCUGUGCUUAUUUGGUAUGAUACUUGGUGUUUUAUUGGGCAGUACACCUGCAGCAACCAGUUGGAUAUUUUCUAUAGCUGCUGGUAUGUUUAUAUAUAUAGCUUUGGUUGAUAUGAUUCCGGAAUUGUCUUCAAGUCAUUCAGCAGAACGUAGUUCACACUGGCAAUGCUUGUUACAAGCAUUAGGAUUAUCAUUGGGUCUUGGUAUCAUGCUAGUUAUUGCACUUUACGAACACAACCUUAAAAAUAUAUUUAAUAAUUAAAUCAUAUAUAUUGGAAGUAUUUUUGAAAAAAAACUGCACAUUUACCAAUGAAGUUCGUUAUUUAUAAUAAUCAAGCAAGAAGGAGUCUGUUAUAUCGAUAACUAUUAAAGUAUAGAUAAAAUAAUA